Hibiscus syriacus is the source of this 3016-nucleotide messenger RNA. Its product is annotated as protein PAT1 homolog 2-like. The record is from RefSeq and is a predicted model, not a curated record. Gene Ontology annotation, biological process: deadenylation-dependent decapping of nuclear-transcribed mRNA; P-body assembly. Lineage: Eukaryota; Viridiplantae; Streptophyta; Magnoliopsida; Malvales; Malvaceae. Gene Ontology annotation, molecular function: RNA binding. Gene Ontology annotation, cellular component: P-body.
UACAAAAACCAGAAGCAAAAGCAAACUUUUUCCAUUCCAUCUUCCCUUUCAUCUCCUCCGUCUCUCUCAGAGACAGAGCGAGAUUUCGUUGUUUACUCCUACCAUCCCUUAACCAAAUAAAAAACCCUCUUAAUCCUGCUUUAUUUACACCGUUUUCCACUCAUCUCUCCGACUUAAUUCUAAAACGAAAUCCCGGAUAUUAUUUUCUAACUCUAAUUUCCUUCUUCUUCUUCCUCUGUUGCCUGCUGUGCCUGGGGUUUUCUUUCUAGGCUGGUUUUUUGUAAUUAUGAAGAGAUCCGAUGGCAAACUUCCCAACAACUUCUCUCAAGCUUCCUCAGAUAAUGCGCUUUUUGAUGCAACCCAGUACGCAUUUUUUGGUCACGAUGCUAUGAAAGAAGUGGAUUUGGGGGGUCUAGAAGAUGGUGAAGAGGAUUCUCCCGUGUUUGCGUCCAUUGAAGAUGACGAGUAUCAUUUGUUUGAUAGAGGGGAGGUUCCAGGUUCAGGAUCUUUGUCUGACAUGGAUGAUCUGUCUACUACUUUUGCUAAGUUGAAUAGGGUUGACGGACCAAGACAUCCAGGAGUUAUUGGUGAUAGGUCUGGAUCUUUUUCAAGGGAAAGUUCGUCUGCUGCUGACUGGUCUCAAGAUGGAGACUACCUAAACUGGAUGGAUCAGAAUAUGUUUGAUGCAGAAGAUGCUCAAGACGUUAAUAAAUGGUCCUCACAGCUACAUCUUUCUUCAGCGUCUGUUCCUGAAUUGAAGCCUUUGUAUAGAACUUCCACAUACCCCCAGCAGCAACCACAGCCACAACACUUUUCAAGUGAACCAAUUGUUGAAUCCAAAUCAACCUUCACGUCUUUCCCCCCUCCUGGUAUCAGAUGCGAGCAGUCUUCACCUGCCCACCUAAGAAUUCCUGCUCUUGCUAGUGGAUCUCAGCAACCCUUCUCGACAUCAAGCCUCUCUCCAUUGUCCAACUCUAGUCCCGGUCUGGCUGGUCUGUCUCGUGGAUUGCGUUAUGAUGGCAAUAUACCCCAGCUAGCAUCUCCAGGCCUAUCUUUUAGUAGCAGGUCACAAAAUCAUUGGGUUAAUCACUCUGGUCUUUUACAUGGAGAUCAUGCCGGUCUUUUGCAUCAUAUGUUACAACAUCAAAUACCCCAUCAAAAUGGCUUCAUAUCCCCACAGUUAAUGUCACCACAACAUCAGUUGCAACAGCACAGGCUGCACCAUUCAAUUCAACCAUCUUUGGCACAUCUUACUUCCUUGCAAUCUCAGCUUUAUAAUGCCCAUCCUCAAUCACAUAAAAUGAUGUUGCAACGGACAAAAUCAUCACAAAGAAACAGGCAGAGCAUGCGUUUUUCUCAGCAAAGCUCUGAUACUGGCAGCCAGAAAGGUGAGAGUGGGUUAGUGCAAUUCAGAUCCAAGCAUAUGACUUCCGAAGAGAUAGAGAGUAUUCUUAAGAUGCAGCAUUCUUCUACCCAUAGCAAUGAUCCUUACGUAGAUGAUUAUUACCACCAAGCUUGUCUUGCCAGAAGGUCUUCCGGAUCCAGGACUAAACAUAAUUUUUGCCCAUUUCACCUGAAGGAAUCACAUUCUCGGUCCCACAAAAGUGGGGAGCAGCAAUUGCAUCUGAAUGCUGAUGCACUUGGGAAGCUCCCACUCCCUACCAUUCGUAAACCCCGUCCUCUGCUUGAAGUAGAUCCUCCCUUAGGUUCAACUGAUGGAGUUUCUGAACAGAAAACUGAGAAGCCUCUGGAGCAGGAACCUAUGCUUGCAGCUAGGAUCACCAUUGAAGAUGCUCUAGGUCUUCUUUUUGAUGUUGAUGAUAUUGACAGGCUCAUACAAUUUAAACAGUACCAAGAUGGUGGGACUCGGCUUAAACGAAGGCGGCAGAUCCUUCUUGAGGGUCUGGCACAAUCACUUCAGCUUGUCGAUCCUCUUAGCAAAGGCGGGCAUGCAGUUAGCUGUGCUCCCAAGGAUGAUAUUGUGUUCUUGAGAAUAGUCUCUCUUCCAAAGGGCCGUAAGCUUAUCACCAGGUACCUAAAACUUAUCAUCCCCGGAAGUGAGCUUAGUCGAAUAGUGUGCAUGACCAUUUUCCGUCACUUGAGAUUCUUGUUUGGCGGUCUUUCUUCUGAUCCGGAAGCAGCAGAGACAACUAUUGACCUUGCAAAGACUGUUUCUACAUGUGUUAAUGGCAUGGAUAUCCAUGCACUAAGUGCCUGCCUUGUUGCUGUUGUUUGUUCCUCAGAGCAGCCACCACUUAGGCCACUUGGAAGCCUUGUUGGGGAUGGUGCUUCAGUCAUAUUAAAAUCAGUUCUUGAAAAAGCCAGUCAAGUUUUAAGUGAUCCUUACGGGAAUUACAGCAUGCCUAGUUAUGCUUUCUGGAGAGCGUCAUUUGAUGAAUUUUUCACUCUUCUUACAAAGUAUUGUGUGAGUAAGUACGAGUCAAUAAUGCAAUCAAUACACAACCAGACCCCACCAACAACGGAAGUAGUUGGUUCGGAGGCUAUAAGGCGUGAAAUGCCAUGUGAGCUUCUACGUGCUAGUCUUCCUCACACCAACGAAGAACAGAGAAAGCUUUUGAUGGAUUUCUCCAAGCGUUCGGUGUCCGACAAUGGACCCAACUCACCAGCUGGGAGUAACAGUCAAAUAAGCUCUGAAUCUGUGAAGGGUUAAUAAGAAAAAGGAAAAAGGGAAUUGUGUAGUGGAAGGUAAAGCCUUUUGAUUUGGUUGGUCUGAACACUCCAAAUGCCAAGUGGGAAGCGUAGUUUAGUGGGUUAGAAUAUCAAAAUCUGUACAGGGCCUUUGGAAUGGAAUUGGAAACUUCUUUGUUUUAAUUUCAUAUAUUAUAUAUGAAAUUUUUCUGUUCCAUUUCAUUAUGUCAGUUUCUGGGGGAGAAUGUAUCUGAUGAAUCAUACUUUCUUUUAAAUAUAUUUGUAGGGAACUGAGGUGUGUUAUUGAAAGGCCUCUCUGAGCAAAUCAGAAUCCCGUAUUAAUUGAAACUGGUCCACAUGUUUUAUC